Petromyzon marinus (sea lamprey) is the source of this 6382-nucleotide messenger RNA. Its product is annotated as ubiquitin carboxyl-terminal hydrolase 2-like. Gene Ontology annotation, biological process: protein deubiquitination. Gene Ontology annotation, molecular function: cysteine-type deubiquitinase activity. The record is from RefSeq and is a predicted model, not a curated record. NCBI's taxonomy places the organism in Eukaryota, Metazoa, Chordata, Hyperoartia, Petromyzontiformes, Petromyzontidae.
GUGGUGAUGCGUGUGUUGUGGUGAUGCGUGUGUGUUGUAUGAGGUGUGUUGUGUCUGUUCAUGUUUGUUAUUGGGGAAGUAACGGUCAUCUCAGGGCCAACGGCCGGACGCCAUUGGUCGCGCGCGGUCACGAGGUGUGCGUAUGCGCGACACGAUUUGUGGAGGCGGCGCGUCGUCUCGGACUGCGGCGUCGCGGGGCCCCUCUCGAGGCAGAGCUCGGCCCAAGGGGAGCAACCGCCGGGGUCUGGGCUCGGGGCGCAGAGCGCGAGUUCCCUGGCAGAGGCGCUGGUGCAUUGAGCGGGCUCCUACUGUGCUGGGCCAGCCACUCUGUGCCGUGGCGCUUACCGCCCACCGCCGGAAUGGCGUGGCAUAGCUCUUCGCACACGCGGUCCUACCUCACCGAGCCGGUAUGCAACGGGCGACGGUCGUACGGGCUUCCCCUGGUGACGACGCACACCUACUCUAGUGACUACCGCUAUGCAACCGCCAGUGGCCCCGAUUACGGCGGCAUCGGUGGAGGCAGCGGCUCACGCCUGCGCUCAAACUCGGGCGCGGAGGAACGCAUGGGGAGGAGCAGCUCACGCUUCACCGACUCGCACCUCCACGACCUGAGCCGGCGCAGCGAGAGCCUCAGCCGCCUGCCAUUCCGAUCUCCGGGCUACGGUGGAAUCGGUGGCGGUAGUAGCGGCAUCGGCAGUGGCUACUACUCCCCAUCUGGGCUCAAUGGGGGCUACAGCGGCGGCAGCAGUGGCGCGUACUCGACUUCGUACGGCGCGGGCGGCGCGUGCGGCUCCUACUCGUCGUUCAAGAGCUCGGCCGGACUCUCCUCCGCGUACGGCAGCAGCAGCCUCGGCAGCGGCCUCGGCAGCAGCAGCAGCAGCAAUGCAUUCUCGUCGACGCAGGCGCUUGCACGGCGCCGCUCCACCAGCCAGACGGAGCUGCACCUGAGCCGGGACCUGGGAGGGCUGUCGGUGGUGGGGGCUCGCCGGGCAGGUGCGGAAGUGACGCGGCACGGCACCUCCAGGGACGACGACGAGAGCGAUGGCCUCAAGGGCUCGGCCAUUGGAUCCUCAUCCUACUUGGGCGGAGCUGGUACCAGCAGCGGACGCUACACCGGAAACACGGCGCACUCGCCGCCCGAGAGGGAGAGCGCGGCCACCAAGUCAGUGAAGGGCCUGGUCGGACUGCGGAACUUAGGAAACACGUGCUUCCUCAACUCUGUGAUCCAGUGCCUGAGCAACAGUAAUGAUCUGCGUGACUACUGCCUCAAGGGGGACUUCAAACAAGAGCUCAACAUGGGCAGCAGGAUGAAGGGCGCUCUCAUGGAGGAGUUUGCCCGGCUGCUGCAGGCGCUCUGGAGCAGCACGGGCUCAGAGACGGUCAGUCCCCAAGCCUUCAAAACGCAGAUUCAGAAGUACGCGCCCCGCUUCAUGGGCUACAACCAGCAGGAUGCACAGGAGUUCCUGCGCUUCCUGCUCGAUGGGCUGCACGGGGAGGUGAACCGCGUGCUGAGCCGACCCCGCCAGCCCAUCAGCGAUGACCUUGACUCAUACAGUGAUGAUGAGAAGGCAAAGAGGAUGUGGAAAAGGUACCUAGAGAAAGAGAACAGCAAGAUUGUAGACUUGUUCGUGGGGCAACUAAAGAGCUCGCUCAAGUGCAGCACUUGCGACUUCUGCUCGACGACUUUUGACCCCUUUUGGGACCUCUCGCUACCCAUCUCGCAGAAGUCAUACGAUUGCUCCCUCGUCGACUGCAUACGGCUCUUCACCAAGGAGGAGGUCCUGGAUGGAGACGAAAGACCGACAUGCUCGCGUUGUAAGGCGCGGAGGAAAUGCACUAAGAAGUUCACCAUCCAGAAGUUUCCCAAAAUCCUCGUCCUACACCUGAAGCGUUUCUCUGAGUCAUCCCGCCGCUACCAGACCAGCAAGCUUUCAACCUUCGUGGACUUCCCCCUACGAGACCUCGACCUGGGCAACUUUGCUGCUGACAAGAAUGUGUCUGCUGUGUACAACUUGUACGCCGUGGCCAACCACUCGGGCACCACCAUGGGCGGGCACUACAUCGCGUACGGGCGGCCACCGGGCAGCUCCGAGUGGUACUGCUACAAUGACUCGCGGGUGACCCCUCUGUCCAUAGGUCAGGUGCGCUCGAGUGAGGCAUACGUGCUCUUCUACGAACUCUCCACGUCGCGCUUCUGAAACCUCCUACCAUGGACGCAGCUACCCGCCACGCCUAGUAGUACCUGCCGCAAACACAGCUAACCACCACGGACACCACUCCCCACCAUGGACAUCGCAACGCGCCAUGGACACAACUAACCUACUCCGACAACGCUAUCUGCCAUGGAUACUGCUACCAACCAUGGACAUGGCUAACUACCACAGACAGCACCACUUGCCAAGGGCAGUGCUAACCACCAUGGGCAGCGCUACCCACCAUGGACACAGCUGCCUAGUACUGACAGCCACGGACACAGCUACCUGCCACGGACUUCACCUUCCCUUCCCUGAUCUCCCACUCGGCAAAUGCUACGCUCGGCCAUGCUCCGGGGAGACGUGUCUACCCCUCCCCAAGGCCGGGAUAAAUGGUGGGCCGUCCUUGUGGCCUUAUCACACGGGGAGAGCGUGCCACGCUCCGUUGCAUCUAAGUGGUGGCAGGAACUGAGCUUUUGCACUGUUUCCACAGCAACGUUUCUGACUUAAAGGCUUUAAAUAAGCUGCACGAAAGUAAACACAUCCCUUAACCACACAAAAUGGUGCAAUCCUGUAAUUUACCCUCAAUAAGAUUAUUAAAACGUACAGAACAAAGGAGGUGAAUGUAGUUUGGCAGGGAGGUUUCGUCCGGUCUCUUUCCCAGCACUGACAGACAGUUCUGAAAGGUCCGUGGGUAUUAAACUAUGAUCAUGGAGUGCAUUGAGCUGCCACAGACUCACACUUCCAGCAGCGUUGGAACUGAAGGUUGACUAAACAGUGUUUAAUUUUACGGACAUGCUAGUGAAGCACGAAUGGAGCAUGGAACUGCACUAAAGGGUAGAAAGGCAGAGUGAGUGAGUGGCUAUCCGAAAGACACCGAAAGGGCUUGGAAGCUCAGGCGUUGGCAGGGAAGGAUACGACACCUGUGGCUGUCGUCGCUUCAAUCCAAGAGUCGCGUUUCACUUCCACAUUGCGUGUACCACUCACUUCCCUGACUCCUAGCUUGGCAUUGCACCAUUUCUCGACAGCAAAAUGCAGUCACAUGGAUUCUGGUUAACAGAGCUAGGCAGCGCCUCAUUUGGAAAUGUCCAUCACUAAUCCCCAGAGCCACCCUGGGCUUGGGGAGGUGGGUUGUUCCUCAGGUGCGGAGCGACUUUCCCUGCACUCGUUGCCUUGUUUCGCCACUCGCUGGGAGUGAAACAUUGCCGCUCUGACAGAAAUUUCUGCAUUCAACUUAGGCCCGUGGGUCCCUCUCUCCCAUACAGGCAAUACGAUACAAUAGAUUACGGAUGCAUUUAAGUUCUGAAUGUAGCUACAUCUGAAGACAUCACCUUGUGUUGAAAACCGUUCUUUAACACAAUAUGGUGCAUUGCUCAUAAAGAGUUCUGGAUAUAAAUGUGUAGGUCUCGUGAUUUGGCACCAAUAACACAACAGGAAUGAAAUUUGGAGAAUGCACAUAUCUAUGUUGUUCCCAUUCCCCUGUCCCCUAGGCUCUGGAUACCUUUGUGAUUGGCAGCAGUCAUGUUUCUCAGAGCGGUAGUGUCUUACUGCAGGAUGUAACUGGCAGUAUUGCGCACUGCGCUUCGCAAUGAAUAUUGUAGAUAAGAGUGUGGUGCGUUUGUGCGCUCUAACUCGAAUGCACUUGCCCUCUUGCCGUUAUAUCCGCUAUAUAAUGUAAUUAUUUAAUAUAGUGUGUACAUUGGGUAUCGCUGAGUGGGUAAUGUGGUGUUGAGAGGCAUUGAGUCUGCAGGUUUAUCAUGUGGGCACAGAUGGUCAGCUUUGGAUACUAUAGCUUUGAUAGACUUCUCGUUUCGAUUUCUACAUGACAAACAAACACCUGCAUAGUAAGACAUGUGAGAAGGAGCACCAACACCUACAUAGUGUGUAUAAAAGGCAAAUGAGGGAACAUCAGAAGCACUUAUGUCACGUCAUCUUCCAGAGGUUUUGUGCUAACAUGGUGGUGUACUGUUCACUGUGAAUUCUUAAUAGUAAUUGCUUCAUCCUCUCUUGGCAAGAUACCGAUAGCACAAUCGCUCUGUACUGCGGAACAAGCAGACGUAUCGUUACCGUGGGCUCAUUACAGAGUUCACGAGGCCCAGUGCAUACUACAAUUGGCAGACAGGCCUGCAUUUCAGAGACAAUUAUUUAGCAGACAAUAUGCCUACUUCUCAUAUCUGUCCCUCUACAUAAUGUAAGUAUUGUUUACACAUCCCUUCAGCUACAUGCCUUGCAAGAAGUGCAUAAUUUUAUCAGAAUUGGUUCAAUACAUUAAAACUGGACAGGUUUCGCCAUUCAAACUCAUCAGACAUCAUUUUUUACGGACUUUUGUUUUCAAAGUUGCCUGUCGAACUCUAUGCACCGUUGGGUCCCAUACAGUACUCUCCAGCAGUAAAUAAGGGCCAGUCUGUGGUAGUCCCAGAAUUGCAUGGGCUGAGUGGUGAAGGAGUCUAGCCAGCCCAGGCUGGGUGCUGCUGUAUGAAGUUUAUUGAGAAUGUCCUCUUCAAUCAUACCGACUCUCGCAGGGACUGGCUUCAUGAAAAACUGUAUGUUAUUAUUUUAGUUCCCUUAUAUAAUUUGUUAAUGUAUUUUUUUAACUACUCUACAACACAAUGGUGUAGUUGGACUGAGCCUAAUGUGCCCUUUAGAGUAUAAAUGAAAUGUUAAAUGAUUGUAAACACUUGGUGGUAAUUUAAUUUCACUACUAACUAGCAACCCAGCUGUAUUUGAAUGUGACCGUCAAUCUCUCCCAGCCAGCAAAACUUGUAUUCGUAUAUAGAGCCCUGUUACUCCCUUUUUCUUGCCUUCUCAGAACUGUACGUCAAUAUUUAUCUCGAUUUCUCGCUUUGUUUUUGCUAAUUCCUCUCUCCACUGUAUCUCACCCACUUAGCUCCCCCUAUCACUCUUCCUGUUUCUCUCUCACCCUCACUCUCCUUAUUCCUACCUCUGACCUUUCCCUUCUCAAUAUUUCUUUCCUCUCCCUAAUCCUCUCUCCCACUGUUUUUCAUUUUCCCUUGCUGUCCUCUUUCCUCACCGUUUCAUUCCCUUUCACUCUCGGCGCCUCUCUGUCUCUUCCUUAUCUAUCUCCCCACCCUAUACCUCUAUCUCCCGCCUCACCUCCUCCCUUUGCUCUGGUUUGAGUAUGAUCGAGUAUGAUGAUGAUAUGACAAUAUGAUAGAGUAUCCCGCACAUUUGUUUGGAAUACACAUCCGGAAAGGAUGGUGGGGUGUGAUGUCGGGGUGACGCACAAACCCGGCUCAGUGCUGUGGGAUGCGGGUGAUGUCAGUGUGCACUUGCGAGUGCAGCACCUCAGCCUGACAGGAACCCACCCAGAUCAUCCAUCCAGAACACUUUUCUACUAUAGUAACAAACUGUAUAGGAAGCAGAGACUCUAUGGUUUUGAAGAAAACAGAAAUGGUGCAUUUUAUUAAUGCAGUUAAUACUUGUUAUAGUUAAGCACCAUUAAGUAAAACAAUGCACUUUUGAUUAGAACAAAAUGUACGUUAAUCGUAUUCAAAUCUCACGUUUUGCAGAGACACUUAAAAUAAAGCGGUGUGAAAACUUUACUAUUCUUCCUCAUGCUAUCAGAUUAUAAACAGCUACUCCCACCCUGUAGGGGCACAAGGUGACAGGCAGGGGAGCAAGUAAGCUGCUAAACCAGUGUUAUCCUCCUGUCUGUGAGGGCUUUCUCUAGACUCCUCCCGCACAAAAGCAUUCAACAAAAAAGCAACUAAACGUCAAAAGCAGGAAUUUCCUGAAAAAGACAUGAAGCGAGUUAGGCUUUGGUGGGUAGAGAUAAGGGGGCAUUUAAUAUUGGUAUAAAUUUCGUGGAAUAUCCCACGUCUCCUGGGUUAAACAAAAGAGAGUGGUCGCAGACAAGCACUGGCAGGAAGGCACCAAGUUGUUUCACCCAAAGCUAGUGUUUGCAAUUCUGCCUUACAAUGAGCAAUUUUAUAGCACAACCCAAUCUUGAUUUUUCACAAAGAAGUACUAAUAUUUUAAACAAUGGAAGCAUGAUGAGCCAAGUUGACCUCUGACGGAUUUGAAAAUCUCAAUAGAUUGGUUGUGGGCAGUACAUUUCGAUGAAUGCACUGUGAGCACGGACACUGAAAAAGGUGACGUGUGGUUCAUGGUAGCAUGAUGGUCAGUGGGAUUGGGGGGCCACACUCGGUGGUUGUCUAGUUGGUUAGCAG